Messenger RNA from Dibothriocephalus latus, 545 nucleotides. The record is from the annotation of a GenBank genome assembly. NCBI's taxonomy places the organism in Eukaryota, Metazoa, Platyhelminthes, Cestoda, Diphyllobothriidea, Diphyllobothriidae.
CAAUCAGCGAUGAAGACCACGGUGAAAACGGCGUCUAUGAAUUGGAGAGUUCUCUCCAACAGACCUCCGAGGGUGACGCGGGCUGCUCUAACGCUUGGUUCGCCCUCAACGACCGGCUGGCCCAGGUAAUUGAGACCACCUUCGAGUGCUUGGUCGGUUGUUUCACCUCCGUUCUCGGACGACGGUGUCUUGGUGAAAUUCUACAGAGGCUGGACGCCGAAGCAGCCGCCUUGUGUGAUCACCACUCCACGGUGGACGAGGAACACUUCUUGAAGGAUACUGUAAGUUACUGUUGGGUCUAUCUUAAGACGAUGUGUAUCUGUGUGUUGGCGAAAAACAAACGCUUCUGUAAGGUCAACAUCAUGGAUGACAGAGCGCAGCCGGACCCCGUGUUGGCAAAGCUAACCGACGCCCUGGAUACCCUGCAAGCCAACGCCGUGAAUCCGGCCUUUAUGGUCCAACUGCUGUCUCGCCUACUGCACUUCAUCGGUGCUCAUCUCUUUAAUGAAAUCAUUCGGCAGCCCGGACGUGUCUCACCGCAGUGG